Molecule: messenger RNA, 1151 nt
Organism: Owenia fusiformis
Lineage: Eukaryota; Metazoa; Annelida; Polychaeta; Sabellida; Oweniidae
Source: the annotation of a GenBank genome assembly
CUGACAAUGUCUGGGACAGGGUUGCAAAACAAAAUGACUUCUAUCCCUACCUUGGAUUGCUCUAACAUUGCAAUGAAUCUGAAGGAUGAAGAAAUUUCAGUAGAAACACUGAAAGAAUUUGGGCAGAACUUAUUUGAAUCUUUUCAAGUGUAUGGAUGUGCUGUUCUUGUUAACCAUGGAGUUUGCAAUAAAUCUAUAUCUGAUGCAUGGGAGGCUAACAAGUCAUUCAAUUCUCUUGGCUACAAGGAGAAGAUGCAGUAUGAACCAGGACAAGUAACUGGCUUUCACAAUAUGCAUGGAUACCAAGCAAUGGGGAAAUAUGAUGGUCCUAUAGACAUUGAUUGGUGUAUAAGGGAGUCAUUCAGAUUUGUUCCCACAAGAGCUAAGGAGACAAAUUUCAACCCUGAUGAUUCAGUGCCUGGUUACACAGAGGCUUUCACAAAUCUAUGGGAGGCAUCAUAUCAGCUGGCCAAGCGCCUCCUCACCUCCUUGACCUUUCCUCUGGCAAUAAAGAACCAGAACUAUUUUACAGAACUGUUUGAGCAUAUUCAUACACAAGGAUGUAACGCCACUGGGUUGAGAGGGAAUGGUUACCAAGCUGUUCCUGAACAACUGAAAGAUGAUAAAUUUGCUAAGAGUGAUAGAUUCACUGAGCACACAGAUAAAGGAAUGUUCACUGUGCUCUACCAAGAUGUGGUCUCUGGACUUCAGGUGCAAGCUAGGAGUGGGGCGUACAUAGUAGCUAAGCAUGUGCCUGGCAGCAUUCUUGUGCAAGUGGGGGAGAUCCUACAGAGGGUCACUGCAGACAAGAUACCAGCUACACCUCACAAAGUGGUUGUGACUGAGGAACAGAAGAAACAGUCAAGACACAGUCUCGCUUACUUCUUGUUUCCUGACAAGGAUCAACUUCUAACAUGUUUUGAUGGCAGUGACACCUAUCCUCCAAUCAGAACAACACAAAUGACUGACACACCUGAUAAACUGCUACAUUUUGAAAAGGCAGCUUAAAAACAAGUCACCGAUCAAUUAGUGCAGCCUGUGUCUAAUCAUGGCAGUGAGAUUUCAGGUUUUAAAAAUGAAGAAAUGUUUGAUAAACUGCAACUAGAUAACAGCAAUGCCAAAGCGUUGCAAAUCCCAUCAAAUAGCCAUGG